UCAACGAAACGUCAAAUCGCCUAAAGAUAUUUUUGUAAAACUCGCUAGAGUUUGUAUUUAUUUAAUUUUAAAGUUUAUGUAAAUGAAAAAUGGCAGUGCGUCCACUGCACAAUCAUGAUGGUGGGAUCAUGGAGCGCCGGCUUCGUCCAAUAUACGACUGGUUAGACAACGGGAACAAUAAAAAGGCGGUACAGGAGGCUGAAAAAGUUUUGAAGAAGACGCCUAAUUUGCAAGCGGCGAAGGCUUUGAAAGCUUUAGCGCUUUUGAGGUUAGGAAAGUCUGGUGAAGCGAAGACGGUGCUGGACGCGCUGACGGCGGAGCGGCCCUGCGACGACACCACGCUGCAGGCCAUGACCAUCUCCUACCGGGAGUCGCAGCAGUUGGACAAGGUGUGUCGCCUGUACGAGGAGGCGGUGAAGCAGGAACCCUCGAGCGAGGAGCUGCACUCGCACCUGUUCAUGUCGUACGUGCGCGUGGGCGACCACCGCGCGCAGCAGCGGGCCGCCAUGCAGCUCUACAAGUUCGCUCCCAAGAAUCCGUAUUACUUCUGGGCGGUCAUGAGCAUUGUUUUACAGGCCAAAUCAGAACCAGACGCAACCAAGAAGAACAUCCUGCUAUCCCUGGCCAAGAAAAUGGUGGACAACUUCAUAACCGAGAACAAAAUAGAGGCAGAACAGGAAGCGCGCCUCUACAUCAUGAUCCUGGAGCUGCAGGAGGACUGGCAGGGCGUCCUCAACUUCCUUGAGAAUCCUCUGUACACGCGCCUGGUCCCGGGCUCGAUGCCACAAGCAUGCAUGCCGUACUUGAAGAAAGUUGGGCAAUGGAAGCGACUGAACUUGCUGUGCAAAGAUUUGCUCAUAGACAACCCAGACCGCUGGGACUACUACAUGUCGUACUUCGACUCGGUCUUCGAGCUCAUCAACAACCCGUCUGAGGCUGAUGGGGAUGGUAAUGCGGACGACACUGCGGAGAAGUGCCAUGAGUUCAUCUGCUCGCUGAUUGAGAGUAUGAGCACGGGGAAGCGGUUGCGAGGUCCAUACCUAGCCCGCCUAGAGCUCUGGCGGCGUCUCUCCACCACGGGCGACGCGUCGCUCCUGGGCAGCGGCGCGGCGCUCUGCCUGCAGUACCUGCGAGCCUUCGCCCACAAGCCGUGCGCCGUGCCGGACCUGCGAGCCUACCUGGAUGCCCUGCCGCGGGGCGAGAGAGAGGCGCAGUGCCAAGAGUUUCUGACUUGUCUGGGGUUCGAUGAGGACAGCGAGCCGGACAAUAUGGACGACGUGCAGCGGCACGUGAGCUGCCUGGGCUGCUGGCGCCUCGCCGCGCCGCCGCCCGCCGCGCCCGCCUGCCUCGCGCUCGCCAACACACUAAGGGGGCAUUAUAUACGUUGCGUGGAGCGGGGCCCCUACUCCAGCACGGCGACGGAGUUCUGCGCGGCCGACGUGUACGCGCUGCUCGCCGCGCACCACUACUACUACGCAGCGCAACAGCAGCAGUCGUCCUCCCCGCUGCUGUCUGCGUGUUCGCUGCUGGAGCUGCUGCUGCGCCGCUCCCCCGCCAACUUCCACGCCAAGCUGCUGCUCGUGCAGCUCUACCACACGCUCGGUAACGGCCUAGCAGCCGACCACUGGUUCUCCCGUCUGGACGUGAAGCACGUGCAGCUGGUGUCCCUCGGCUGGCUGCACGCGGCGCGCCUGCCCCCCGCGCUGGCGCCCGCGCGCGCCGCCGCCGCCAGCCAGCUGCAGGCCACGGCGCAUAAACACCAUGCUAAGGAUAGCGUAGAACACCUGACCUACGCCUACAAAUACGGCACAUUCGAGAAGCUGGUCUCCCUCCUGUCUCUUCAGCGGCGCAUGGCGGCGUGCGCGGGCGCGCGGGGGGGCGCCGCCGAGGCCGCCGCCGCCGCGCUGCUGGCCGCGCCCGCGCCGCCGCCGCCGCCGCCCAGCGCGGAUGGGCCCACCACAGACAACCGCGACCUAAAAGUCAUCGUGAACUGGCAACCCUACGAGCAACGCGACCACACGAUCCAGCAACGCUCCUUCGAGCAGGACGGGGCCUACGUCCAGCUCAAGGAGGCCCUACUGCAGGCCGUGUCCACGUGCACGGAGCUGGCGGACACGAGGCCGGUUGCGGACAAGCGCGGACAGGCGGACGCGCUGCGGACGCUGUUGGCCCGGCUGAGUGACCACUAUGAGAAGUGUCAAGAGAAGUAUAACAAGAAGGAGGCGACGGGCUUGAGUGUGCCGCUGCCUAGUCGGAUUAUUGCUCUAGUGAACUCUCCAGUCCCGUACCGGGAGCUGUACGUGGGCAUGUUCACGAUCGUGGCGGACCUGUCGCUCAACCAGUUCGACGACGCGGCGGCGCAGUGCGAGCGCGUCCAGCGACUGGUCGAGCGAUCUGUGGAGCUGCUGAGCCAGUCGCUGACGGAGCGGUUCGGCUGUGACGAUCCCGGCUGGGUGAUGCGGGAGGCGCUCGAGGAUAUGGCUAAUUAUUGUGAGUUCAUAGGCUUCAUAUCCUACGCCAUCGGGCUGUGCAGCGAGCUGCUCGCGCCGGCCAGCCAGAAGAAGAAGAAGAAGACGGGCCAGUCCCCGGCCGAGCUGCGCGCCGCCGCCGCCGCGCGCGCGCUCAACCACGCCACACUCGCCAGUCUCAGCACUCUCGACAACAUCUUCGAACUGUGGCCGCAAUACGUGGUCACUUCCACCCCACUGAUAGCAGACUACAAAUGCCCGGUUGAGGAACGACUCAAGACAGGCCAUGCGGAGAUGUUGACGGAUAUUAGGAAUAUAUUGAAGAAGAAGGCGAAGCAUUUGAAGAGCUUGUUUCAAUGAGGGUUGUGAGGAAGGGUGGUUUGAGAUGACUGGUGUACGGUGGUGUGCUCAAAGAUUCUUGAUAGCUAAGUACUGGUUAACUUGAUUGACAUUGUGAAACGUAAAAUAUUCGUUUUGAAAAAAUAUGUUUUUUUACGUUUUAAGUAUGCAUGACUAGCAGCUA
Molecule: messenger RNA, 2991 nt
Organism: Plutella xylostella (diamondback moth)
Lineage: Eukaryota; Metazoa; Arthropoda; Insecta; Lepidoptera; Plutellidae
Gene: psidin
Product: phagocyte signaling impaired
Biological process (GO): N-terminal peptidyl-methionine acetylation
Cellular component (GO): cytoplasm; NatB complex
Molecular function (GO): protein binding
Source: RefSeq, a predicted model, not a curated record